AUGCCCGACCCAUUCGGAAGCUUUGGCUGGAUUUGCCAACACACUGCGCUCCCGCAGUGCAACCUUCUGUUCAACCAGAUCUGGCAGAAUGCGACUGACCUGGAGGUCCUCUUCCCGGCUAACUCGACGUUCUACCACAACUACACCAUCACCCCGAGCACUUCGCCCGAUGAGCCCAAAGCCGCCGCUGCCCGACGAGACGCCGGCUCGGGCCUCGGCAAUGACUGUGUUAUUCCGCGGGUAACGACCCAGAACAGCCUGGGUGACAUCGGUAAGCUGCAUCUAUGGCUGUGUCAGCUAAUGGCAGCCACUGUCGUUGUGUCGUUCGUGUCUCUGCUGAUGGUGUUCGCGCUGCUGUUCCUGUCGAAGCGCCGACGAGCCGCCGUUGGCCGCUCGGAGCUUCAGAUUUUCUUGAUUGUCAGUUCUAAACGUCGCCUGAGAACUGACAAGCAGGGUUUCGGAUUCAUGUCAGCCCUGCAGGCGGUGACUAUGUCGUCUAUGCUCGAGCAGGCGAGUCAGCCGCUCGUCAUUCUGUCCGCGAUCCACUGUGCGGCCAUCGCGGCCGUCGCCUGGAUGCUCGUGUACAACGGUAUCAUCGCUACUCAGGUUCUGGAUAUGGGUCUCAUCUCGGCCGCCUUCUUCGGUGGAACGUGCUACGUCGCCCUCGCUGUUGGGUUUAACUACAACGACGCCUUCUUCGUCGGUGCCGAGCACCCCGAGCAGCUUAAGAGUAUCGCCCUCUUUGUCUUAACAAUGAUUUGGCCCGCAGCGGCCGUUGUAAUCUACCUCCUCAUCAUGAUCUACGUCACCUUCCUCAAGCUGAAAGAGGCGAAGCCUGCCAUCAUCCUGAUCGCAGGAUUCGUGCUCUUUGCUGGUGGACAGGUGGUGCAGUUCCUCGCUUCGCAGCCGCUCUGCCGGGCAUCGCACAGCAAGGUGAACGGCUCGUUCCUCAUGUCGUUUGCGAUGGACCUCGCCGUUGGUCUCGUCUUUUUCGCGUGGCUCACGAUCACGGAGGAGGACUGGGACGACCACAUGUGGUACGCCUAA
Molecule: messenger RNA, 1047 nt
Organism: Trichosporon asahii var. asahii CBS 2479
Lineage: Eukaryota; Fungi; Basidiomycota; Tremellomycetes; Trichosporonales; Trichosporonaceae
Exons: 5
Coding region: 1-1047 (348 amino acids)
Biological process (GO): protein folding
Cellular component (GO): endoplasmic reticulum membrane
Source: RefSeq, a predicted model, not a curated record